CUCUCGCCCAAGAUGAAGAAAGGGUUCCGACUCCUGUACCAAAGCGGCUGCGAUUGUCCGAUCAUGUCCUGUCACUUUUGGCAGUCGUGUCCCAAAGCCAGUUUCUUCUGUGCAUGGGAAACGUCAACCGAGAUGGAUGACUGCCAAGGACGGCAUGCUGUGUGCCUCCGAGGACCCGACGGCACCUGCGGCUGGCUCGGAGGACGACUCUAUCGCACGUGUAUGAAGGCCCGCGGCAACAGACCCGACGGCGCUAACAGCACGGUCAUCUACAACAACAACAGCGACCAGGAGAACAACGACCACGACAACAGGAUCAACGCCGAGAACGACAGCCUCCCCCCUCGUCGCGGCAAGCUGUCGAGAUUCGGCUACAAGAGGGCCGGGGGACGAGCAGCAGGAGUGGGUGCCGGAGGAGCAGGAGGAGGACCUGCCUUCCGACGUCGGAGGCCCCUGAGGCGGCGUCCCCAGAGGCCCCACCAAGCCAUCGCAAGAAUUGGCUACGGGAUUAAACAUGCUUGAAGCCUCCUGCUGUCUCUUAGAAACUGCUUUCUCGCCUUCUAGAUAGAUAGAUCUGAUGUGCUUAUUUAAACAUAAAAAAGAUAAUGUGAAUGAUUCGAAAGCCGUUUUGCUUAUGUUAAAGUUCAAAACGGCACAUAUCUUAGACAGUUAAUACUCUUGAAUCAGCCAUAUCAAGAAGUUAACAUGCAAUGCCAACAAAGGUAAUAUCAAAGCUUUACUAAAUGAUACUACUGCAUGACACUCUUCAUAUUGUAAAUGUUACUUUUGAGAUGAUUUCAUAGUGUAUCUGAAAUAAAAUUUAUAUUUUGGUAUUAGCUUUUUAUGUUUAUGGUGAAGGUAUAUGAUUAUAUAUAGCUGGAAUGAAUCUAGUCUGUUGAUAAUGUAAGUAACUACAUCAAAGGUAGGUAGUAGCUGACCUUGGUGCAUUUUUAUUGCAUUUAAAUGUUGUUACUGAUCUGUCUACAUAAUAAAUAUUAAUAUGGGAAUGUUUAGGAUAUUGUACAAUAAGUUUGUAGUUGAUGUAAAUUAUAGGAAGAGGCACAGGCUGCAGUUGUUUUUUAUCGUAAUGGUCAAAUGCAUUGGUCUUAAAAUCAUUACUGUUGAAUUUAUUGCACAGAGCAAAGGCAAUAAAAAGAAUUUGGCAUACAAAAUAUUUAAUGAACUAAUAUGUACUUGAGAUAUUUUACUUUGGCUUUAUUUCUUCUUUUGAUGAAAAUAAGUCAUUGUAUAUGUCUCAGUGCAUUAGAUAUUUAACUGUUUUUUUCUCAGUAUAGACAACAUUAAUAAGUGUACAUAUUGUUAUACUUUAGGGAAAGGCAUUAAAUUACUUACACUUCUCUAAUUUCCUGCGGCAUAGACAGUUUUGUCUAAAUGUGAAAAUUUAGUAAUCAUGAUUUUAACCCACACUAGCCAAUGUUUGUUGUAAAGUUGUUGUAAGUUGUGCCCACAUUAUUAUCAUGUAAUAUAGCAUAUACCUUGGAGGUUAAUGAUAUGAAGUUGGAGACAAAUAUAUAUUCAAUCUGGAUAUUUUUUCUGCAAACAACCAAGUGAUCUAAUAAUGAUUAUAUUCUUACUUGAAUUAAAAAUCAUGAAUGAAUAAGAAUUACCUAUCUCUAUCAGUUUCUUUUCUGUCAAGUGUUAUAUUGAAAUUUCUUGCAAUCCCUUACAUUGUGACUCUAAUCAGAAGUAUCUGAAAUGUGGUUUUGUGUCCACAAUACUCAUUCGCCCCACUUUGUGUUCACUGUAAUAUCAUACAAUAAAUUUGUGUUCACUGUAUAAUAAUGUUUGUCAGCAUACACUGUGAUAUCAUAUUAUAUCACUUUGUUCGGUAUAUGAUCUCAUAGAAGGCUUUGUGUUCAAUAUAUGGUAUAACUUGUGUAUGCAUUAUAUUUCUCUUUCUUGCAUAUUAAGAAAAUGAAUAUAGAUUUAUGGUUACUGCAUAGUAUGUUUUCUUUGAAGUAUGAUGAUUUUGCAUUCACUGUAAGACAUUCAUAUUCACAGCAGGAUAUUAUCAAUGUCAUUAUAUUCAUUAUAUGGUGUCACUUCCACAAAUUGUAUACUCUGAUUUUGCUCACAUGUACAAAAGGGAGCUUGUAUUAAUUGUUCUACUCUUCUAUUUCAUAUUUCUUUUUCAAAGUUGAGUAAGGUUUGUAUAAGAGAAUGUUAGAAAGUUGUUACCAUAAUCUCCUUAUUUUCUUUCUUUUUGUUAGGCAAAAAAAAAAUUGUCUCAGGUUGUUUUUUAAAUUCUGUUCCAAUAGACAGGCAAUUCUUAAACUGUAUGAUUUUACUUCAGGUUAUGACUAAAAGUACUAAAAUGAACAAAAUUUCCUUGCCUUACAUAUAGAGUAAUAUUUAUUGUCUAAUGUUCCUUUGAUGUAAUGGGAUCAUACAUAACAGUAUCAUAAAAUUUUUCUGAACUGGAUUUAUUAUACUUUAUUCAUAUAUUCUUUUGAUAUGUAUGAAUUCAUAAUUAGAGUAUGUUAUAAUCCCAAUUACAAGUGUCAAAAAGAUUUUACAUUUUUACAUUAUUUCAUGCUUAUUAACCAAAGAUUCUUUUGGUGACGGUUCAGAAAUUGUCUUCAAUCUUAUAUUCAUGAAUGAAUGAAUUUGGCUUUUUUAUAUAUUGUUUAUUAUUUGGAUGUUUUAUGUUUAUGAGGCAGAUCCAUAGCAGACAAACAAAAAAAAAUAGAGCAUUCAGAAUACCUGAAUUAAGGUGUUUUAAAUCCCAAGUUCCUAUUUUUUAUUGUCAAAGUUAUUUGUUUGUGUAAAGGUUGUUGAAAUAUAUUAUGUGCAAAACCUUGUAAGCAAAUAUGAAUAAUUUUCACGAGGCCAGGAUAAAUAACAUUCUACAUAGCAUCAGUAUACACUUGAAAAUAAAAAACAUUCUUUUUUUAAUUGUAAAACCAAGUGCAUCCAUAAAUGCUGAGUAGUGAAUAUUAGCCUUAUCCAUCCUAUCCUAAACAUCCAUACAUUGUACUUACAGGGAUAUUUCAUGUGGUUAGUGUGAUUCAUAACACAUUUUGGUUAUAUUCUGUGAGCAGGCACUCAUUCUGAAGACAAUACAGUCCCUGAAGUGAAGUCUUGCACAAGGAUUUAUUUCAGUAGUAAACGACAUUGAAACUUUGUGAAUUCAGACUUCAUUUCAGUUUAGUUCCCUUGGCCUGUGUCCAAUUCAGCACAUCAGUCUGAAAUGGUUAUAGAUUGUUUUAUAUCUGCAUUUAGAUUUCAUGUGGAUCUGCCUUUUGCUUAUAAAGGUUUAUAAUGUGUACAAAUUAUGAAAUUGCUUCAGUACACCAGUCUGAAUUCUGGUGCUGAUAACUGGUCAGAGUGUGUGUAAUGCAUAUGUUUUAUUUUAAUAUCAGAAUUUUUAUGCAUAUUCUAUGUUCAGAAACUACAAUGCUAAAGAUUAUUUUUAAGAAGGCAAGAAUCAUGUCAGAUUUUGAAAGAAAACUUUUAUAUAUAAAUGGAUUUUUUAUGACAAAUAUCUUCAGUUCAAUGAGUCAGACUGAAAUGCACAAUAUCACUAAUAAUUUACUGUUAAUAAAGUAUAAUUUGAAUCAAUUGUGAAUAAAAAUAGUAUGAAUUUGUAACAGAUAACUUUUUUCUUCAUUUUUGUUACACAGCAUUUUCAGAUAUGGUAAGUAAGAUUUAUGGUUAAAAUACUGUUGGCUCUAAACUUUGGAAUUGUUUAUUUAUUUAGAUAAAUGUGAGAAAAGUAAUUGUUGUAAUGCUGUUCAUCAUAAAAUAAAGGUAUCUGACCUCU
Penaeus vannamei (Pacific white shrimp) is the source of this 3784-nucleotide messenger RNA. NCBI's taxonomy places the organism in Eukaryota, Metazoa, Arthropoda, Malacostraca, Decapoda, Penaeidae. The record is from RefSeq and is a predicted model, not a curated record.